Molecule: messenger RNA, 950 nt
Organism: Salvia miltiorrhiza (redroot sage)
Lineage: Eukaryota; Viridiplantae; Streptophyta; Magnoliopsida; Lamiales; Lamiaceae
Product: loganic acid O-methyltransferase-like
Exons: 2
Coding region: 210-950 (246 amino acids)
Biological process (GO): methylation
Molecular function (GO): S-adenosylmethionine-dependent methyltransferase activity
Source: RefSeq, a predicted model, not a curated record
UUUUAUGUUUCUUUGUGUCAAGUAGUGAAUGAGCUGGAGAUUCCUAUUCUCAAUGAAUUAACAUAAUUAAUAAUAACACAGUCAAUCUUCUGAUUCUAUAUAUACAAUAUCGAGAAAUGUGAUUUAAUAUCAAUCAUCACUUAAUCAUUAAUUUUUUCAUAGUAAUUUCAGGAAAUUAAACGAUAAAUCAAUAUAGGAGUACUAGUAUAAUGGCUGAAUCUGCUUGCCCAAUGAAUGGUGGUGACGGCACGUAUAGCUACAGCAAGAACUCCACUUGGCAGAGAUCUGGUGCAAGUGCUGUGAAGGAUUUAAUAAAUGAGGCGUUGACGGAGAAUCUUGAGAUAGACAAGCUGUUAUGUGGUUCGAAGAGAUUCGCCGUCGCCGAUUUAGGUUGUUCGGUGGGGCCCAACACAUUCUACUCCAUGGAAUCCAUCAUCGAAGCCGUACAGCAAAAGUCGUCUCCUAAAAAACUCGAAUUCCAAGUGUUGUUCAACGAUCAGAUCGGCAAUGACUUCAACACCCUCUUCGCAUCUCUUCCUCGGGAAAGGAACUACUUUGCGGCGGCGGUGGCGGGUUCCUUCUACGGCAGAUUGUUCCCUUCUUCCUCCAUCCACAUCGCCUAUUCCUCGGCCGCACUCCACUGGUUGUCGAAGGUGCCGGAGGAAGGAUCUCCGGCGUGGAACGCAGGUAAAAUCCACUACAACGGCGCCUCCGACGCGGUGGUGAGGGCGUAUGAAGAGCAGUUCGAGGAAGAGAUGGAGAUAUUCUUGAGAUGCAGAGCUGAGGAGAUAGUGGCGGGAGGGAUUAUGGUGAUUAACAUGCCUGGUGUGCCUCACAGAGAUGUUCCACAUCGUGCUGCCGUCAUGCUUAGUUUUAUUGAGUCCAUCCUCAUCGACAUGGUGAAAGAGGUAUGUACAUCUACUAGCUACUACCUUCAUUUCUUAUUUUAA